Molecule: messenger RNA, 888 nt
Organism: Eurytemora carolleeae
Lineage: Eukaryota; Metazoa; Arthropoda; Copepoda; Calanoida; Temoridae
Product: ABC transporter F family member 4
Exons: 9
Coding region: 97-828 (243 amino acids)
Source: RefSeq, a predicted model, not a curated record
ACUUGAUUGUCACAAUAAUCAAGUAAAUAUCAGAGGUUUAAUAAUGCACUUUUAAAUCAAACCUUGAUGUGUUGGGUUUAAGUGAGAUCAGGUAAAAUGAAGCAGAAAAAAUCUGAUAUGGUCCUGAUCAGCAGAAAACUGACACCUCUAAACAUUGUUCAAGCAUCUGUGUUUCUACUCCUCGCAACCAAACAAACAACCGCUAAAAUAUAUAUUGUUCAAACAGGAGGACAGGGGCAGGAGGAGGUUUCUAAUCAUGUAAACAAAGUCGAAGAAAACAAGACAUCUGGAGAUUUACAAACUUCAGAUGGGCUGAAUGAAGCACAGAAAGAACCAGUGGUGGUUGGAGAUGAUUAUACUUUAAGAAAUAUGCUGAAGUCGAUGGGUCGUGAAAAGCACGUGGACACUGCAGCAGAUAUGUUUAGAUCACUCAUGAGGAAAUCCACAAGAAAGAAACCGUGGCAAGAAAGAUUAAAAUCGGAUGGUCUGCUUCCUGGUUCAGAGGAAACUGAGGAUGAGGACAAAGAGGAUGAGGUGGAGGAGGGGGAGGUGGAGGAAGAAGAGGAUGAGGAGGAGGAAGAGGAUGAGGAGGAGGAGGAGAAGAAGAAGGAAUACAAAAAGAAUUUGAAGUCAGAAAAUUUCUUCCGAUCUGGAGGGUUUGAGAAAAUUCCUGGUUCAAAGAAGGAAGAUGGGGAAAAAAAUGACCUGACACUGGAGUUACAAAACUACGUUAAAGCCGAACCGAUUAAAAAAAGAAAGAAGAAAGAUAAAAAAAGAAAGCCAGCAAAAAAACAGGAAUAUAAUUCAAGUGAUAAACUGAUGAAGUAAAAAAAAAAACACCCUAAAUGUGUUUAUUUGGAUUUUGAAAAAUAAAAGAUUUAUCAUAAA